This is a messenger RNA of Cucurbita moschata (crookneck pumpkin), 1562 nucleotides long. RefSeq names its product cyclin-B2-3-like. The transcript is spliced from 7 exons. Lineage: Eukaryota; Viridiplantae; Streptophyta; Magnoliopsida; Cucurbitales; Cucurbitaceae. Gene Ontology annotation, molecular function: cyclin-dependent protein serine/threonine kinase regulator activity. The coding region runs from base 296 to 1087 and encodes 263 amino acids. Gene Ontology annotation, cellular component: nucleus; cytoplasm; cyclin-dependent protein kinase holoenzyme complex. The record is from RefSeq and is a predicted model, not a curated record. Gene Ontology annotation, biological process: regulation of cyclin-dependent protein serine/threonine kinase activity; mitotic cell cycle phase transition.
UUUCUCUUUCUGUCUUCUUUCUUUCUUCUGCAAUCCGUAACACAGCGCUCACCGUUUUCGGACGAUUCUCGGAUCUCCGCCCUCGGGUUCAGAUCUCGGCCAAACUUCUUCACAGAUCGUGCGUAGAGUUGUUCCUAGGUGAAUAUAUCAAGAUUUCAGAUCUUGAUUCACAAAGGAAAACUGUAGAUCUGAGAAAACGUUCAAGAUCUUACCUGGGUUUUUCCGAUUUCUUGAUGGAAAAUGGGAAUCCGGCCACCCACAUUCUCUUUUCCCUUCCAAGAAAGGCUCCUUGCACAUGGUCUUGACCGGAAUGGACUCCGACGGACUCUUGGGGGUUUCAUUUGGACCCCUAAGUGGUAGGAGGGGCAAACUUACCUAUUUGCCCCUCUCUCAACUUUUCAUCUGGCGAAAGUGGGGCGGAGAGAAUCGACGGCAGCGGCGUACGGCGAAGAGAGAGGGAGGGAAAUCAAUCCGGCUUCUGAUAGAAGUUUUUCUAAGUUCUCUCUGCCAGAUGAACACAACUCUCCAUAAUGGUAUGGAAUCUGCUGCUGAAGAUGAUUCCAUGGGCGACUCAGCAGGGCCAAUGUUUGUUCAACAUACAGAAGCAAUGUUGGACGACAUUGACAGAAUGCAGAAGUUGGAAAUUGAAGAUGUAGAUGAAGAGGUCAUUGAUAUUGACAGCCUUGAUAUGAAGGAUCCACUUUGUGUUGUGGAGUACAUUGAUGACUUGUAUACACACUACAGGGCGGCCGAGGUUUCUGUCUGUGUUCCACCAAAUUACAUGGCCCAACAAGUACAUAUUAAUGACAGGAUGAGAGGGUUUCUCGUUGACUGGCUAAUAAUUGAGUUUAUGAAGGAACUAACAAAGCAUAACAUAAUGAUUGCUUCAAGAUUUAAGCUGAUGGAAGAGACACUGUACCUAACAGUCAGCCUCAUCGAUAGAUUGUUAGCAGUUCAUUCAGUGGCGAAGAAGAAUCUCCGGCUAGUUGGAGUGACAGCCAUGUUUAUAGCCAGCAAGUACGAAGAAGUUUGUUUUCUUGGUAUGGACGAUUUUAUUCAAAUAUCUGAGAAGUCGCCUUCGGGGUAAAAGAAAUUCUAAACAUGGUUAUGUUUUUGUAUUGGAAGAUCAACACUUGCCAAACUAGGAACUUAAGACUCUUACAAGUGUAGGAUCAUUAGGGAUCUCACAAUCCUCCGAGUGUCCUUGUAGGCACACCACCUGGUGUAUGGCUUUGAUACCAUUUGUAACCGCCAAAACAUAACAUUAUCUAUAUUGUCUUAUUUGUCCUGUUAUGUAUUGUCGCCAGUUUGACAGUUUGGCACGUUAUGUAUUGUCGUCAGUUUGGCAGUUUAGCUCGUUAUGUAUUGUCGGCAGUUUGACAGUUUAGCUUGUUAUGUAUUGUCGUCAGUUUCACGAUCUACCCACUUGGGUUCAGCAUCCUGUGUGCUAGCACACCAACUUGUGUCUGACUCAAAUACCAUUUGUAAUAGCCCAAAAACACUUCUAGCAACUUGUGUCUGACUCAAAUACCAUUUAUAAUAGCCCAAAAACACUUCUAGCA